AUGGCGUUCCGUCGCUCCCACCGAAAAUCCCGCCACGGGUGUCUCAACUGCAAAAGGAGACGAGUAAAAUGUGACGAGAAGCGACCAGCAUGCGCGAACUGCGAGCAGCGACACAGUACAUGUGUCUACAGCUCUGCUGGCCCAUUCGCAUUUGCAGAUGACUCGCAACGAUCAUCUCGAAGACCUCGGGACCAAAACCGAGACCGGCCGACUGGCUCCGGCUCCGACGUCUCGAAUGUCCGGGACCAUUUGGAUUCCGCGACGAGCAGUUCCAGCUCGCCUGAACUGAAUAUGCAGCAGAUUGAGCUUGUAAUGCAGUGGGUUAAUCAGACCCAUCGACUAUUUGCUCGCAACGAGGAAACGAGGAAGGUCUGGGAAAUGCCUGUGCUGCAAGAAGCGCUGCAAGCCCCUUUCCUUAUGCAUGGAAUUCUGGCCCUCUCUGCGCUUCAUAUUUCGCACUUAAAAAAUGAUGGGGUACACUCUGAGUGGUUGAAUACCGCGAUCGCACACAAGAAUACUGCUCUAGCAAUGUUCUCGGAACAGUUGUCUAACAUCAGUCAAGCCAACGCGAAGGCUAUGAUGAGCUUUGCCGGGCUGGCGGUUGCUUUUAGCCUCGCUAGUACACUCAAUCUCGAAAAGUCAGGUGAUGGGCCCAGCUUAGGGGCUUUGACGGAUAUUUUUACCCUUUCGCGCGGUGUGCGAAUUGUCGUCAAUGCCGAAGCGGAAUUUCUGACGCAGAGUAAUUUCGCACCGCUGUUUGAUGUUACUCCGCCCGACGUGACUAUUCCAGACUCGUUCCUUGACGCAUUCAGUCGUCUCGAUGAGUUGGUCGUUGAGUGUCUCGGACAACCAUCGGGCGACCAGAAACGACCCUACCAAAGAGUGAUUUCACACCUGCGAGACCUCGCUCCAUUCACGUUUGCCGAGCCGACAUCAUUGACGGUGGUUGCUGGUUGGGCUAUCAGAGCUCCGGCCGAAUAUCUCGAGGAUUUGAGAAAUAAUAACCCGCUGGCCUUGGUCGUGCUUGCCCAUUUUUGCGUGUUCCUGCAUUUAGCGCGAGAGAAUUGGUGUGUGGGGUCUUGGGGGCAGAUCGUCCUGACACAGAUUUCGCAGGCCUUGGCUCCAGACUGGCAACGGCAUAUAGAUUGGGCUCUAGGGCAGGUCUCUACAUGA
Penicillium argentinense is the source of this 1173-nucleotide messenger RNA. Its product is annotated as Zn(II)2Cys6 transcription factor domain-containing protein. The transcript is spliced from 2 exons. Lineage: Eukaryota; Fungi; Ascomycota; Eurotiomycetes; Eurotiales; Aspergillaceae. Bases 1 to 1173 code for a protein of 390 amino acids. The record is from RefSeq and is a predicted model, not a curated record. Gene Ontology annotation, molecular function: zinc ion binding; DNA-binding transcription activator activity, RNA polymerase II-specific. Gene Ontology annotation, biological process: regulation of transcription by RNA polymerase II.